GAAGGUUGAGUAAUGUAUUUUAAACACUGAUACGGAAGCGGGAAUGUCUGUUUACUGCACAGAGACAGAAAGAGAUGAGUUUGUUUGAAAGUCUAUGUUUUAUUGCUGACUCUUUUGCCUCUAAAAGGGCCAAUGUUCCACAACUAUAUUUGUCUGAAAAAAGCCAGUUUUUUGUCUCAACAGAAAAACUCAGCUGAAGUUUUUGUUCCAAAGAGAUAGAAAAAGAGUAGAAAUACACACGGUACGGGGAAAACGGAAAGGUGCCAUAGGCCGUAAUUCUCCAAGUAGUCAGAAUGGUGUCGCUCUAUCCCUUCGCAUCUCUAUAGUGGAUUAAUAUGUUUGGCAGCAUAGGAAGUUAAGAGUGGAAAAUCUGUUCACUAUUAGACCGGAAGUAGCAAUAAGAAUUGCGAUGACGUGUGACUCUGAUAGAGAUAGAAAGACUCUUUAAAGUCUACGGUGACUCGCAUCUUCUUUUUUAAAAAUCUCUAGUGAUUGUCACUUGAGACCGGUCUGAUAUACAGUACUGUGAAGCUAGCAACGUAGACAGCGCCGUCGCCGGCUUAGUGCGUCAUCGUGAAGCUUCUCGAGUCUCUGUGCCAGCAUGGACGAGGAAAGGGGCGCCGCUAGUCUUGGAACGGCAACUGCAGCCCCCCAGCAGGACCCGGCUCUUGGGGAGCUACUAGGAGACGAAUGUUAUGCUGACUUUUUAAAGGAAGACUUUGAUGUAAAGGCAUACACCUCACAAUCUAUUCAUCAAGCUGUAAUAGCUGAACAGUUAGCAAAACUUGCUCAAGGGAUCAGUCAGCUGGAUAAAGAACUCCAUUUGCAAGUAGUUGCAAGGCAUGAGGACUUACUGGCACAAGCAACUGGCAUAGAAUCUCUGGAAGGUGUUCUUCAAAUGAUGCAGACCAGAAUUAGUGCCCUACAAAGUACUGUUGACAGAAUCAGGGCCAAAAUUAUUGAUCCAUACAACAAAAUAGUGUCUCGCACUGCACAGUUAGCAAGGCUUCAGGCUGCCUGUGACUUGCUGCGGAGAAUUAUACGCAUCUUGUAUCUCAGCAAGAGACUUCAAGGACAGCUGCAGGGAGGAAGCAGAGAGAUAACAAAAGCUGCUCAGAGUCUCAAUGAGCUUGAUUACCUUUCUCAAGGAAUAGAUCUCUCUGGAAUAGAAGUAAUUGAAAAUGACCUGCUUUUUAUGGCAAGAGCUCGACUUGAGGUGGAAAAUCAGGCUAAACGGUUGCUUGAGCAAGGAAUAGAAACUCAGAAUCCUACUCAAGUAGGAACUGCUCUUCAAGUUUUCUAUAAUCUUGGAACUUUGAAAGUCACAAUAACGAAUGUUGUGGAUGGAUACUGUGUAUCCUUGGAAGAAAACAUCAACAACGCCUUGGAUAUUAAGGUUUUGACUCAGCCUUCUCAAACAGUAGUUAGAGGUGGCCCUGGCAGAGCAACUAUGCCAACACCAGGAAACACGGCAGCUUUCAGAGCAGCUCUGUGGACCAACAUGGAAAAAUUGAUGGAUCAGAUCUGUGCAGCUUGUGGGCAGGUGCAACACCUGCAGAAAGUAUUGUCCAAGAAGAGAGAUCCUGUUACACAUGUGUGCUUCAUUGAUGAGCUAGCAAAGUAUGGCCAGUCGGACAUCUUGUACAUGUUUUGGACAGCAGUGACACGAACCCUUGCCUCCCAGUUUCAGACUGCAACAGACUCAUCCAUGUUUUUGAAGCAAGCUUUUGAAGGGGAAUAUCCUAAAUUACUGAGACUCUAUAAUGAUUUGUGGAAGCGCAUUCAACAAUACAGUGAAAAUAUUCAAAGAAAUUUUAAUAGAAAUGAAAGUGCGGAACACUUCUCUGAACUUCAACAGAUAGAAGAUGAUUCACAGGACAUAUUCAUGCAAAAGAAACAAGAUUAUGAUCCAGAAAUAGCCCUGAAAGAUUCUCUGCAACCUUAUGAAGCUGCCUACUUGUCCAAGUCAUUAUCACGACUCUUUGACCCAAUCAACCUCGUCUUUCCACCUGGGGGUCGCAAUCCUCCUUCAAUCGAUGAACUUGACAGCAUCAUCAAAACCAUUGCAAGUGAACUAAAUGUUGCUGCUGUGGAUCCAAACCUCAGCUUGGCUGUAUCAAAAAAUGUGGCAAAAACCAUUCAGCUGUAUGGUGUAAAGUCUGAGCAGCUUCUGUCCACACAAGGAGAGGCCAGCCAAGUGAUUGGGCCAUUAACAGAAGGACAAAGAAGAAAUGUAGCUGUAGUUAAUUCACUGUACAAGCUACACCAGUCUGUGCUAAAAGUAGUCUCCAGCCAGAGUGCGUUUCCAGUAGCUUCUGAGCAAACAAUUAGCACAGCCUUGAAGACAAUCCAUGAUUUGAUGGGAAAUGCUGUGCAACCUUUACUGAACUCAGUAGAAGACUCAAUAGAGGCUAUUAUCAUCACUAUGCAUCAGGAGGACUUUUCUGGGUCACUGCCCACUUCAGGAAAGCCUGAUGUCCCUUGUUCUCUCUACAUGAAAGAGUUGCAGGGCUUCAUAGCAAGAGUAAUGAAUGACUACUUCAGGCACUUUGAAUGUUAUGACUUUGUUUAUGAGAGCACUGAAGUCAUUGCUCAGAGAGCGAUUGAACUUUUUAUUCGUCAUACCAGCCUUCUAAGACCCCUGGGUGAAGGUGGGAAAAUGCGACUUGCUGCUGACUUUGCACAGAUGGAGUUAGCAGUGGCUCCCCUCUGCAGGCGGGUGUCUGAUCUGGGAAAAUAUUAUAGGCUUUUGAGAUCAUUCAGACCAAUGUUGUUCCAGACUAGUGAACAUAUGGCCAAUAGCCCAGCUGUGGGAGAUAUAAUUCCAUUUAGCACCAUUCUUCAAUUUUUAUUUACAAGAGCACCACCUGAAUUAAAAUCCCCUUUCCAGAGAGCUGAAUGGACCAUUGCCCGUUAUUCACGAUGGCUUGAUGACCAUCCCUCUGAGAAGGACAGACUCAUUUUAAUAAGUACAAGACGUACCAAAACAAAAAAGAAACCCACACAUAAAACCCACUUGUGCAGCAAAAUUGACGUGUUAAUCUUCCACUGUGAGAGUGAAGAUCACAAGAGGUGCUUUGGAAGCAUAUGUUCAAUCAGUAAGAAGUAGAGAAGGAAAGGAAUUUGCUCCAGUCUAUCCCAUAAUGGUACAACUUCUACAGAAAGCAAUGUCUGCUCUUCAGUAAAACAUUUUUUGAAGGCAUUGGGAAUCCUAUGAUGCAUUCAUCAGCGUUGGUAGGAUAAUACUUUAGAAUUAUUUUUUUUAAUCUCCUACUGCAAAAAUCACAUUUUCACACUUAAACCAGAUAUUCCCUGCAUAGUUCAGCUUUCCUUUAAAAGUGCACACUUUUCUGAUGUGUUUUCUUUCAAACAAGUUUGAACUUAAAAAACCAAACAUGUAUGUAUAUAGAUGUUCUUUUUCCAUUUACAAAUGAAAAUGCUUUUAUGCAUGCAAAAUACAUCAUUGCUUUUCAAUAACAAUGCUAAAGCUUUAAAGUAACUUGCUUUAUCUUUCAUAUGACUUCCAUGUACAUGUAAAAGAAUUACAUACAAUGUUCUGAUCUUGAACUCAUUAUGUAAAAGUUCUAAUUGGAAAUCUAUUUAAUUAAAAACAUUACACAUUUACUUGA
Messenger RNA from Hemicordylus capensis (graceful crag lizard), 3629 nucleotides. It is a transcript of the gene COG5, whose product is annotated as component of oligomeric golgi complex 5. The record is from RefSeq and is a predicted model, not a curated record. Gene Ontology annotation, biological process: intra-Golgi vesicle-mediated transport. Gene Ontology annotation, cellular component: COG complex. Lineage: Eukaryota; Metazoa; Chordata; Lepidosauria; Squamata; Cordylidae. The transcript has 23 exons. Bases 602 to 3109 code for a protein of 835 amino acids.